AACCUUUCUAGAGCAGCCGACCGGGACUCACUCGACUUGAAGUUCUUCGGUCGCCGUGACUGUCCACCCAUAACCUGCAGCAGUGACGUAAUAACCAGUGUCAGUCAGAAACACCCCAUGUGUGGUUAAAGAACCCAGGUGAAAUGCUCGUCAAGGAAUUCCGGGUUGUUCUGCCACUGACAGUUGAGGAGUAUCAAGUGGCACAGCUUUAUAGUGUAGCAGAGGCAAGUAAAAAUGAAACUGGUGGCGGAGAGGGCGUUGAGGUCCUUAAGAAUGAGCCAUUUGAAAAUUACCCCCUUUUAGGGGAUAGAUAUAGUAAAGGACAAUACACGUAUAAAAUAUAUCAUCUUAAAAGCAAAGUUCCAUCAUUCAUCCGACUAUUAGCACCUGAGGGAUCUUUGGAGGUUCAUGAGGAGGCCUGGAAUGCGUACCCUUAUUGUAGGACUAUUAUUACGAAUCCGGGAUACAUGAAAGAAGCCUUUGUCAUCUCUGUAGAGACACUUCAUGCUCCCGGAGAGGGUGAAAUGGAGAAUAAUCCUGGUUAUAUGAAGAAAAACUUUUUCAUAUCCAUUGAGACACUUCAUGCUCCAGACACAGGGACCAUGGAAAAUGCUCAUGAACUAUCAGGAGAGAAACUUAAGCUACGAGAAGUUGUACCUAUAGAUAUAUCAAAUGAUACUGUAAGAACUUCAGACUACAAAGCUGAUGAAGAUCCUACAAAAUUUCAGUCACAGAAGACAGGUCGAGGCCCUUUAGUUGGCCCUGAGUGGUGGAAAAAGUGUGAUCCAGUGAUGACCUGCUACAAACUUGUAACUUGUGAAUUCAAGUGGUUCGGUUUGCAGACCCGUGUUGAGAAAUUUAUUCAAGAUAUAGAACGUAGACUGUUUACUAACUUCCAUAGGCAAGUGUUUUGUUGGAUGGACAGAUGGCAUGGAAUGACAAUGGAUGACAUUAGACAGCUGGAAGACAAGACGAAAGAGGAGUUAGAUAAGCAAAGGGAACAAGGUGAAGUCAGAGGUACAAAAGGCGAGUAGUCUCCCCCCCCGCUCAUCAAUAUACCAGGAGAGUUGUUUGAGAAUUUGGAACAGUUUGCCACUUUGUUUGGUAACCUUUUGUUGGUUCAUUAGCAUUUGAGAUGCUGCUUUGAAUUGAUGAAGUUGGUAAGUUUAGACUAGGAGUUAUAAGUUGGUAAGCAAUAGGGUUUUUAAAUACUUAAUAUUUCAUAAUUAAGAAUUUAAAAGACUACUCUGUACAGUAUUAGAAAUCUAUCACAGCACUUCUAAAUGCAUUUGCUAUUCACAAAAAUUUAAAACAAUCCAUUUAAUGGAAAUUUUGUAUCUCUGAAUUUAAAUUGAAUUUGUAUACUGGAUUUACCAUAAAAUAUGAAAAUACUUAAUAAUGAAGUUGACAGAAUAAUGUGAGGAUCAAGUUCAGUAUUAUUCGGUUACUGGUUUAUUGUAUUACAUGAUAGAAAAAUUGUUUGACACUUAGGUUUAUAUGUACAGUGGACCCAUGGUAAAUCUUGAGGUUUAUAUGUAUAGUGGACCCAUGGUAAAUCUUUACUUUGCAAUGAAAAAAUGUUAUUGGUGAAUUGUUAAAUUUAAUUAUUGAUAUUUCUAGUUAGAUGGGUAGCUUUAGUCAAAAUUUAUCAUUCCUGUGAUUCAAAACAAUGUCACAACUGUAAGAGAAGAGACUUCAUUGAAUCUUGUAAUGGUCUGGAAUGGGACUAUGUGAAGUGUAGGUAUGCUGUAGUAUGGAGUGUGUGUUUGAGAAGAAAUGAAGUGGCAAUUUAAAUGGUUGUUCUUGUGUUUCAUGUGCCAUCAUUGUGACCUGCAGUUUGACAAGAAUUACAAUUUGGUGUCAUUCCCCUUCAGAAUCCAGAGGAAGCGUUAUCAAUUUUGGACAGUGAAGAAUUUAUAUCUUAGCUUUUGAGAUAAGUCCUUAGUCUAAAUUAUUUUAUUUAAAUUCUUUAAUCGCUGAAAAUGGCAGUUUUUCCUCUGUUGAAGUAUGUCUAAAAUUAAGUAAGGAUUUAAUGUGAAAAUAUUAUGGUUUUCUCUUAUCUGACAAUGAUUAUUACAAUAUUUCAGUGAGGAGGUUGUAUGGUUUAGUACAUUUUUAAAACUACUUAUAAAUUAUAUUUCAUUGUCCUCAUAAAUUACUGGAAUUGUAUGAAUAAUCUUAAAUAUUGAUUUUUGUUAAUUUUUAAUUAUUAAAAAGUAUUGUUUUUAUAUUAAUGGUUUAAAAAACUGUAUAUUCUAGAUUCAUGUAGGUUUGAGAAUAAUAAAUCUCAGAAAAAUUUUC
This is a messenger RNA of Macrobrachium nipponense, 2301 nucleotides long. Its product is annotated as phosphatidylinositol transfer protein beta isoform-like. The record is from RefSeq and is a predicted model, not a curated record. The coding region runs from base 144 to 1034 and encodes 296 amino acids. Lineage: Eukaryota; Metazoa; Arthropoda; Malacostraca; Decapoda; Palaemonidae. The transcript has 10 exons. Gene Ontology annotation, molecular function: phosphatidylinositol binding; phosphatidylcholine binding; phosphatidylcholine intramembrane carrier activity. Gene Ontology annotation, cellular component: cytoplasm. Gene Ontology annotation, biological process: phospholipid transport.